Molecule: messenger RNA, 5269 nt
Organism: Rhincodon typus (whale shark)
Lineage: Eukaryota; Metazoa; Chordata; Chondrichthyes; Orectolobiformes; Rhincodontidae
Gene: heatr4
Product: HEAT repeat containing 4
Exons: 17
Coding region: 160-3111 (983 amino acids)
Molecular function (GO): oxidoreductase activity
Source: RefSeq, a predicted model, not a curated record
CAAAAAGGCAAUACAGCCAAGCUUAUCUGAGGAGAUGGUUGGUGGCAACAGAUUUGGAGGAGAGUGAGAUGAUAGCUGAAGUGUGAAUAGAUUGAAAUUUGAAUUCUUUGUGAAGAAGUCCCAAUGUUCCGGGUUUCGAUGAGUUUAGCAAACUAAACCAUGGACCUCCCGACACUGAAGCCUCCUGCUACCAGCCAGAAUUGGAAGACCAUCCUCCCUCUGAAAGAGGAUGUUCUUCCCCAGUGCAAGUACAGGCAACAGUUGCAACGGCAAUACAUUAAAAAUGCAUCGUUGAACUUGAAAUUCUCCCAGGAUGUAGUUAACUCCAUGAUGUUUUACCGUGUCCCUUUCAAGGAAACAGAUGGCAGAAACAUGUUCAAUCUCUUUGAGAUUGUCGCACCCCAAGAGGUGAAAGACCACCCUCCCCGCAGGCCUGGCCAUUUGAAGCGAAUUUCAUGUCACCCAAAGACUCUACGCCAGGUGCCCAAGAGGGAGGCAGAAGGUCAGCAGGCUGCACUGACCACAGACCGCUCUGAUCGGAGAUCAACACCCAGCCAUCUGCACGAGGACGCCAUCUCUGCUGAAGUGAUCCGCAUGCCAGAGAGCAGCAGUCUUGUGGCAGGAGCAUUGCAGACUCCAUCAGUGGAGCAAUGGGGAGACAUCCCCGAGAGAGGGGCAAAAGAUUCCGUUAGCGAGCUGCAUGAGCCGUGGGAUGAGUACCUGAUGAAGAAAAUGAGCAAGAGGACGGCACAGUGGCUGGUGACCAAGCAGAUGCCCAGGGGCCCUUCUCGCGCCAGGCUCAGCAAACUUCUGCAAGACCAUUACGGCUCUGCCUACACCCAUGCCCUGGUAGAGGAUGAGACCAUGACUGCCAGUGAUUUCCACCUGUACGAUCAAAUCAAGGCCCAAGAGCCUGUUGUGACUGUAGUUAGGAAAGAGACCAAGACUCCACUGACUGCAUACUACAGGGUUCCUGGGUUUGACCUGAAUGAGGGCAUGGAGGAACCUGGAUCUAUAAAUCGAACUGCAGCCAACCUGAAAGUGAAGCACUUUGAACCUCCACCAAAACCCAAGACCAUUCUGAACUCAAAGCUUGGGAAACACAUCUAUUACACUGAGAAUGUAUUUGAGCAAGAUCUAUACACUGGGUCAUCCAGCGUGGUUUACCACCGUGGUGAGAAAUACAAGGAGAGGAUCAUCAUGGACAACCUUUCCGAGUAUCAGAAACACCUCCAAGAGCGCUUUCCCCAGCCCCCAGAAGAGUGGUUGGAGGACAAAGGGGACAAAGACAAACAGCGGGCGCCUCCAGGAUCCAAGAGGGUGUCAAAAGGCUUGAGGCGGUGGACAGGCCUGCCUACCCUCACUGAUUACACCAUGGAGCAAGGACUGAGACUGCCAGACUAUGAUCUGGUGGAAAAAAAAGUGAAGAAAUCCUUUAAAAUGCAAGAGGACCUGCAAGUAAUGCGCAACAUGGUCACAGGAUGGAUCAAAGCUUGGCGCAUUUAUUCGCAUUGGCAGGAUGUCACUAUAGAAGAACUGAAGAGAGACCUCAAAGCAAUACAUAGAAAUGUCCAGCUCAGUGCCCUUGCAACCUGCGCAUCAGGAGCUAUUGAGCGUCCAAAACUGGAAGAAGUCAAAGAUGGUAUCAAUCUUCACUUGAGGGACGCGAGUGAAGUUCAAGCUGUGCCCGAGUCUCUCCAGCCGCUGAUUAGUGAGGCCCUGAACAGCAGUAACAAGCAUGUGCAAUUGGCAGCAGCGAUCUGCCAUGUCACAAUGGAGAAAGUGAAUGAAAGAGUUACAGAGAUCCUACGUGACAAUCUCCUUCAUGGAAAUUCUGCUGAUCGUUGGAUUGCAGCUCAAAGCCUGGCUCUCAAUGGUGACGACAGCUAUCCUGUAGUCAGCAGAAUUAUCCAGCAUCUCUUCGAUAAACCAGAACCAGAGAUUAUGAAGCAAGUCUGUCUGAUCCUGGGCCCACUCAGUGAGAGGACAACUCUGGCACAUUUCAUACUGGCGAAGCAUCUGAACAGCCGCAAUUGGCAAGAGAAGGUGCUAGCAUGCAACGUCUUCUCCUGUCUGCGUGGUUCACUUAACAAGGAUUUAACGCGCAAGAUUGUGCACUUGAUGUGGAAUGACUGGAACAGCAAUGUCCGACAGGCAGCAACACACUCAUUGGGAGCCUUGGGACUGGGGAAGGAAGCCCAUGAUAAGCUCAGGGAGAGAUUGGAGAAGGGGGAUUGCAGGGGCCGAAUCGAGGCCUUGUCAUGUAUUGGUCAGCUCGGAGUGAUGACUGGAAAACUGAUGCCAGGCUUCCUCGCCUGCUUCACUGAUGAUUCUGUUGGUGUGAGGCGAGAGGCGUGCCUGACAGCUGGUUUGCUGAAGAUAAAAGAUGACCAGGUCCUUCAACAUCUGGUGCGACUGAUGCAGUCUGAUCACAUCUGGAAAAUCAAGGCAUAUGCAAUCAAGGCUUUAGGAGCCAUUGGUCAUGUGACUGAGCAGCUGAAGGAUUUGCUUCUCUGGGCACUCCAUUACGAGCAAGAGCCUGGCAUCCGAAUGGAAGCCUGUAACAGUAUUGUGUCCCUGAACCUGAACGAUGCUAAUGUGCAGAAUGUUUUAAGAGAGCAGCUUCUGGUUGAGUCUGACCCACUUGUCCGCGAAGAUGUGAGGUUAGCGCUGCAGAGGCUAGGGGGGAGCAGUGAAGUCAAUGAAGGGAUGCUGCCAAAAAUCAAACAACAGAUCAAGACGCUGUGUCAGAAAGAUGUUGUCAUUUGGAAGCUGCUAAGGGUGGAGACGGUGAAGUUAAAUAUUGCCCAGCAGAUUGAGAGGAUCAACCUCCAGAAACAACCGGAGCAUCUGACAGCCCUGCGUGAACAGAUUGAGCAUCUGAACAAGAGCGUGAUUGCUCCCCGUCUCCCUUCGAUGGAGAUCAACGUUGAAGAUGACGUUAAGGAAUGUGAGGCUGAAAUUCAGUCAAUUCUGGACAGCUCUACUCCAGCAGCCUUACAGCCAAUAAAGGAAAAUCAGUUGGUCAAGUGCCAGCUGAAUGGGGAGUGGCAAACGCUCAGCGAGGAUGAACUGCAUUAUUCCAGAGCACUGAGGGAGGGCAAGUUAUAGCAGCCUGUCAGCCAUAUAAUGGACAACAGCCAAUUAGAAAAGGAAAUAAAGCACAGAAGAGACAUUUGCACUUGGAGACGGGAAGUUAAGUUUAAUAAAUAAGCCAGAAGUAACAGAUGGAAAUAAUCAGAAUGCAGAGUGAGUGUGUUUCUGAACACAGCACUGAGUUCUUCCUAUAGUGUAUGGGAAUACUUUAUUUUUAUACACAGAGCCAUCAAAUCUUUGCAAAGUUUAAUUGAGCAUGCUCUCUGUCAAGUGGAUCAAUAACCAGGAUUAAUUACGUAAAAUAAUUAGCAAGCCCGUUAGGACAUUCUACAUGGUGUUGUGAAGGCUGAUGGAAUCAGAUUGCAGAGGCAAAAGUUGGUGAGUGGUACUAAAAUGGACAGCUCCAUGAACUAGCACUUGCUUGUUGGAUUGAAUAGUCUUUUACAUUUUAACACUGGAUAUUUCUUCUAUCAACCAAUAGAUGUCUUCUGUUCAGUGGAACUCUCUCUAUAAACAAUCUCCUCUUCAUCACUGUUCUAAUGGAACAAUUUCCAUCUGUUGUACGUGGGAGGAAUUACUCCCUGUUGUUUUUAAUUAGUCAUUCAGUGAUACAGAACUUGAGUAUUAUUUAAAAAAAAACAUUCGUCCAAGCUUUGCUUUUUACACUCUUCAGGACAAUUUACAAGAAUACUAAUUUGAGGGAAAAAACCCCCACAUUUAUAUUGUACGAGAGGACAGUGAUUUGUUGGUAGGCAUAGUGGUGUUGCCAUGGAGAAUACACCCAUUAAUGCUGAUUGACAGCAGCUUGGCUUUGUCACUCUGACAAGUCCAUUUUGUUGAAUUCAAACAGGUGCAGUACAUAUACACAUUCUUUCUGUUUGUAAAGCACAGUGCCCAGUGUAUUAAUAUAGCUUCCAGUACAAAUCUAACUAUGCUAAAAUCGGCUGUCAGCAUAAUUCCUUGCAUAAAGAUUAGAUAAUCCUGAAUCUGCAAAGUGUCUCAUACUGUUAAUUACUUGGUGCAGAAACAACAGUUUAGCUGUGACGACAGGUUUCGGGUAAUGGUUUUUCUGUAUAAAAUGUGUCAAGUUACUUAAAACAUGUCUUAUUCCAACUUAAAAACUGUAAUGUCAAGAAAUUAUCAUAUUCUGGCUUUCAGUUUAAUGGCUGAUAAUUAUUUGGCAUAGUGAUGAAAUUAAUUUUAACAUUGCAAUGGGCAAGUCUGAGUGGAUCACCUAAUAAAGGAAUUGGCAAGAUUGAAAGCAAGUCCUUAAAUCCAAUCUCAAGGAGCUUUUGAUAAAAUAAAAUAACCCCAUUGCCUCAGUUUUGACUUUUGCACUACUGUGCCAUGCUUCUUUUGAGGAAGGGGGAAAUCUUAAUAGCCCUACUUCAUCCAGAAAAGUUCAGAGAAGAGCAAACUCCUAGGUUCAAAACCCUUCAACUAGCAAAAGGUUUGGAGUUCAGUCUGUUUCAUUGAGACACAGACAUAAUUUAUGUGGGGGCAAUGUGUGCCUAAGAUAUAUGGGCAAAAAUUAUUUUAGGUUUCAGGAUUUGUGUUUUUUCCUUUUAUUGGAAUGUUGGGCCUGGUAUCCUAGCAAAAAUUGGUCAGUAAAUCAGAAGCCCUCCCUCCAGCCUUGGUCACAAAUGCAUGGGGGAGAUGGUAGAAGACUUUGUGCUACUUGGUUGUCAUACAUUAAUCUCGAUGUGACUUUACAAGGGGGUGGUCAGUGUUUCUAACCUGAGAGUAAAUCGCCAAACUAGAUAACUUAAACCAGAUUUUUUAAAAAACUGCUAAUAAAGUAGCAGGGAAAGGCAAAAUAUAAUUAAUGGAAUUUAGAAGUGAGGUAGGGGUCUAGAUCAAUUUUAAUCAUAGAAGAUAGGCUGAGUAGAGCAAUGUUCUUCACUGUAGCAAAUGGAAUGCACUGCCUGAGAGGAUGGAGCAGGCACGUUCAAUUGCAACAUUCGAAAGGAAAUUAGACUAUUAUCUGAAAAUGAAGAAUGUGCAAGGUUCCAACAGUAUGACAAAAUAAAUUGCUCAUUUGAGAGCCAGUGUAGGUAACAGUUCUGUGAUCUGCGUAGUGUUUGUGAAUAACGUGUACCGUACAGGAGUAUCUGCAGUAGCUCAUGUAUCAAUGCAGAAUAACCCCACAUACCUGUUUUCCUAUGAAAUACAG